Racocetra persica is the source of this 1257-nucleotide messenger RNA. The record is from the annotation of a GenBank genome assembly. Lineage: Eukaryota; Fungi; Glomeromycota; Glomeromycetes; Diversisporales; Gigasporaceae.
AUGGGCAGUUUUACCAAAUCUCAAAUUCGACCUGACUACUAUCAAAUACUAGAAAUUUCACCUUCUGCACCACAAGCAGAGAUUAGAAAAGCUUAUAGAAAAUUAGCAUUGAAAUAUCAUCCCGACAAAAAUGCAAAUCAAUGUGCUAUUGUACCGAACGCUUCUAAUAAACGUAAUACGCUUAACGAACACUUUAUUUCAAUCAAUGAGGCUUAUAAUAUUCUUUCAAAUGAAGAAUCUAGAGCUAAUUAUGAUAUUCAACGCCUCACUGGUAAUUCAAAUUUAAAUGACGAGUCCUCUAGUACAUUAGAGUAUAUGCAUAAGCUAUUUCGUGAAAUCAUGUCAUACAAAGAAACUAUUUCAGAGCUUUCUAAUUCAUUUAUGACUCGUUCAGUCGAGCUAGGUUGGGUUGCAGUUAAUACUGAAGAACAGCUUUUUAGCACAUAUGAAAGGGAAAUAUCUUUAAUAGAAUCAAGCAUUCUUGUUGAACAUGAAGAAUCUUCCACGCCACCUUUUAUUGAUGCUAAUCAAUAUGAUAAUGACAUUUCAGUCAAUUAUCUUCCUGAAGAUGACAUUAUUCAAAUCCUAGAAAAUCCUCAAUGGAUAGUUAUUGAUAAAGAAACUUUAGUUCGCAGCCAUCAACUUUCAGAUUUUAUUGAAUCACAAAAUUUACUUAUUAAAUCCAUUUCAGAUAUAAUUUCACCAUUAAUGAUGGCUUGUUCUUACGGCACGUGGAGUUAUGAAAGCAAAGUGGAAACAUUGGUCCGAAUUAAAUCAUUACAGUCAAAGAUUAUACAAUAUUUAGAAUUUAUGAACCAAAAGAUAAAAACAGAUGAACAAGCUUUUGAUUCCAUCAUUAAUAAAAUAAAAACAGAUAAUAUUCAAGAACAAAUCAUAAGCUUAAUCAAACAUCCUAUCAUGAAUAAAAUGUCUGGUGGUAAGUUUGGACAGAAUGGACAUCCAAUAUGGAAUGUAGCUGCACUCAUAGGGCCACCAUUUGCUGGAUAUUCACUCUACUGGUCCAUCCUUUGCCUUAUUAUUUUAGGUGCAGUAACCGUUCAUUUCAACGAAGGAGAUUUAGAAAGUUUUAAGCAAUUUCUGGAUUUGUUUGAAAACAUUGUUGCAUUGUUUGAUAAAAUUAAAGCAUCAUAUGUCUACAUACAACGUCCAUAUCAUGAAAUUAUGGGUAUAGACAUCCAGGACUUCGAAAUUAUUGGAAGAGCUCUUGUCAGCGAACUUCGAUUUGCACCUGAUUGA